ACGAGUGGAACCGGCUAAACUAAAGCGCUCUUUUUCCCGGCUGUGCUUGCCGGCCGCUCGGUGCGGCUUAGCCCGAGGAGAUCCGAACAGGUUGCCCGGCUCUGCUCUGCCCGGCCGACGUCCAGGGAGAAGGGAAAGGAGGCGUGGGGUGGCAGAGCUCGUAGGACUCUCGAAAAAAAUCUCCAGACUAUAAUUUGCCUCACCUUUCGCCUGAUGGAGAAUGUGACUAGUGCCCUACCAGCUGGAGCAGUGGCAGCCGUACUAAAGCCCAGCGGAGAACUUCCCAAUGGAAGCUCAACUGUACAAGGCUAUGAUUUUGACCAGGGAUUAGACUAUCAUGCCUUGCUCCAGUCGUAUCUCAACACUGGUUUCCAGGCUACCAGUUUUGGACAAGCUGUGAAUGAAAUCAAUCGAAUGAUAGAAGCAAAGUUGACACCAUUAGGGGAGGAUGAAGGGAAUCAUGCUGAUUUGAAUCCCUGUUCUCGCUGCCUGACCAGCUGUACAAUUUUCUUGGGCUUCACAUCCAACCUCAUCAGCUCAGGUGUUCGUGAGUCCAUCCGCUAUCUGGUGCAACAUAACAUGGUUGAUGUUUUGGUGACCACAGCAGGUGGUGUGGAGGAAGAUCUGAUCAAAUGCUUGGCACCCACUUACAUUGGAGACUUUAGCUUGCAAGGGAAAGAACUACGGAAGAAUGGAAUUAACAGGAUUGGGAAUCUCUUAGUGCCCAAUGACAAUUACUGCAAGUUUGAGGAUUGGCUAAUGCCAAUCCUGGACCAAAUGGUGAUUGAACAAGACACAGAGGGUAUGAAAUGGACUCCAUCCAAGCUCAUUGCUCGGCUUGGCAAGGAAAUCAACAAUCCAGAAUCAGUCUGUUAUUGGGCUCAAAAGAAUAAUAUUCCUGUAUUGAGCCCAGCAAUAACAGAUGGAUCCCUCGGAGACAUGAUUUUCUUCCAUUCUUAUAAGAAGCCAGGUCUUGUGCUGGACAUCGUAGAAGACCUGAGACUCAUUAACAGCCAGGCCAUCUUUGCCCGGAAGACAGGAAUGAUCAUCUUGGGUGGAGGCCUUAUUAAGCACCACAUUGCCAAUGCAAAUUUGAUGAGAAAUGGAGCUGACUUCUCUGUAUAUGUCAACACCGCACAGGAGUUUGAUGGCUCAGAUUCAGGAGCUCGGCCUGACGAGGCAGUGUCCUGGGGAAAGAUCCGUAUGGAUGCCAAGCCUGUCAAGGUCUAUGCUGAUGCUUCCCUGGUUUUUCCAUUGCUGGUUGCAGAAACGUUCGCUCAGAAACCAAAUGCUUUUGUUCAAGAAAAGAAAAAUGACUGAAUUGGGAACUGCUGCGCAAGACUUUUUUUAAAAAAAAUUCUGUUCAGAACUCCCUGCUUCCAACCUGCAUAACCUCAGUCAACACCUAUGUCAAAAUUGCUACAAAGGUCUCCCUAGAUGAAUGGAGAAGCGGGGCCUAUUGACCAUUCAGACUAACUUCUACCAUCCCUGCACUGGACAGAACUGGUAUCCCAAUUGUCUGCAUAUUAAACCUGAAUUGGGAAGCAAUCAUUCUGUCAACCAUUCCUCCUUGCAAUGAUGGAUCUUGUACUGCGAAAUAUGAUGGAAGGUGUAAAGACCCUCAAUUGUGUGCUCAAUUCUUCCAAAGGAUUUUUAUGCAAUGGUGGAACACCUAGGGGUUCUGGAAUUUGAUUUGUGUGUUUAUGUGUGUGUCUCUUAAUGACUGAACCAGACCAUACCUCUGCAAUCUGGUCUCUCCUGUCUUCUCAGUUAGCCCCCGAUAUUUAUUCAAGGUGUUUUGUGUGGAAUUGCCUAACAGCCAUAACUUUGUAAUAGUUUUAAUAUUUGUUCUUGUUUUGGGGCGCCUUUUUGCCAUCACAAUGACUGUGACAUUUUGUGACUUUUUGUGCAUAUGAGUUAAGAACAGCCGUUAUUUUUAUUAUUAUUAUUUCUAGGGCAAAGUUAUAAGUUGAUUAAACAUUUUAUUCAAUAUAUUAUUCAAUAAAAGCUCUAUACCCAUGCUUUGCUUCACAACUAUGUGAUCGGGCUUAGUUUUGGGGGAGGAAUAUAAAGGGGGAAAAUUGUGCCUC
This is a messenger RNA of Pseudonaja textilis, 2090 nucleotides long. It is a transcript of the gene DHPS, whose product is annotated as deoxyhypusine synthase. NCBI's taxonomy places the organism in Eukaryota, Metazoa, Chordata, Lepidosauria, Squamata, Elapidae. Gene Ontology annotation, biological process: peptidyl-hypusine biosynthetic process. Gene Ontology annotation, cellular component: cytoplasm. The record is from RefSeq and is a predicted model, not a curated record. Gene Ontology annotation, molecular function: deoxyhypusine synthase activity.